CAGUAGCAUCCGUGGUGGAGUUUCAUUCAUACACAAAGACUCAAAAUAUCAGGUUGUUUUCUAACAAGGCCAUCCAUAUUCGUUUUUUCCUACAUUGAUUGCCGCUUUUUGCGGUUUAUUAGAGCACAAGGAAUAGAAGCCAUACAAUGAAGAAACGUUAUGUGGACGCAAGCAAGCUACGGAAAAUGAAAAAGAUAAAAAUUACGGAGGAGAUAUCUGAAAGCGCUUACACCUUUCUGAAGUUUAUGAUCGUGUGGACUCUGGUGCUCCUGGCAGAUUUUAUACUGGAGUUUCGAUUGGAAUACCUGUGGCCCUGUUGGCUAUUCUUCAGGAGCGUCUACACCACUUUCCACUGCCAUGGGCUGGUGAUUUGUGUGGUGUUUGUGUGUGCGGCGUUCACCCUGGACAUCUUUUGUUUCAUUUUUGUCCCCCUCCACUGGUUGUUCUUCGCAGCCAGCACCUAUGUCUUAUUCAAUUACAUUUGGCACACAGAGAAAGGCAUCUGUAUGUCAACGGUGUCCCUGUGGGUGUCCCUGUGGGUGAUGCUGGUGUACACGGAUGCUUCGUUGAGGCUCAAAGAUCUGAACAACUCCCACGCCAACCUGUCUCAUCUCUUCGCCGCGCACUGCAUUGGCUACCCUGUUGUCUAUCUGGGGUUCGACGCCACAUGUUACUUCACCAGCAUCUUCAAACUGCGGACGCAGAAAGCUGUGCAGAGCGAAAACAACUUCCAUAUGCACCUCCUGGAACAGUCCCUACCUCUGGGCCUGCAGCUUUACCCCAAGAGCAUCACAGACGACAAUGGCAACUCAAAGUGGAGGCCUAAACCUGAGUCCAGUCAGUACCAGUGUCAGAACGGUGCUGUGGCGUCUGACGAGAGACUCACCAUGGACUGCCUCCAGAUCCACAGUGGAGUGGAGCAGGGAGGGACCGAGAGGGGUGUGGAGGCAACAACGCUGGGAGACUCAAAUCCCCAGCCACCCCCGUCCUCCAAACCCAGAGAUCCCCCCACCGACGGUGGAACAGGAGGAAGGUCGACAGGAGGAGGGUCGACUGAGUCUUCGGCCACCACCGAAAAUCUACCUCAGGAGGAGCAAGGCGGCAAAGUCCCCCGUGCUGCCAAAAGCUCAUCCUCCUCCCCCAAAGCACGCAGGAUGUCCCCUGGCGCCGCUAACAUCCCUUCGCCUCCUCCCACUGGCAGGUCUGAAAGGAAGCAGAAGAACGGGUCCAAAACGGUCAGCCCCAAUCGGCACGCCACAGACAAGGGCCCCGUCGCGCCAAAUCCUCACGCUGACCAAAUCACUAAGCUGGAGCAGGAGAUGAGGAGGCUGAAGGGUGAGCUGCAGGCCAGCAGACAAGGUGAGCAGGAGCUGCGCAGCCACGUCUGCAACCUGACCAACAGCGAGCACAGCCUGAGGCCCGAGGUGUCUUUGCUCAGGCAGAACAAUGAUCUGCUCCAGAGCAAGAUCUUGUCUCUGACCAAGACCAAGCAGAAAGACAAGCAGAUCAGCGCCGUGCUAGAGAAGAAGACCAGAGCAGAGACAGAGGCCAGGCUCUCCAUAGAGAAACAGCUGGCCGAACUCCAGGCUCACAAACUAGAGGAGGCGGCCAUCUUAGCCCGUAGUAGUCUACCAAACAGGCAGGAACACUCUGUGACCCUAAUGUUAAGGAAAAAAGAAAAAGAUCUAGAGACAGAGUACAAACAACUACAGCUGGAGAGUCAAGGGAAAGAGGGCCGUCUAAUAGCUCUAGUGAAUGAAGUGGAGGCCUUGGGGAAGUAUCGUUAUGUGGAACAGGAGGAGCAGGAUGUGCUGCUCUCUGCCCUGUCAGCCCUGCAGGACAAGGCUCAGCACCUGGAGUACAACCUGAGCGCAGAGACGCGUAUCAAACUGGACCUGUUCUCAGCCCUGGGAGACACCCGCAGGCAGCUGGAGAUAACACAAGGAAAAGUACUCAAGCAGGAUAAGGAGAUUGGCGAGAUGAAACGCAAGAUCGCCGAGGUCAUGGCUGUCAGUCCUGGCAUGUCCUUCAUGACGCCGCGGCCCGCCGUACCGCAGUACCUCACCAAGUUCCUCAACUCAGAGCGCUAUGUGCUCAACCCACGGGCGCUGAUGUACCAGUGUCUUAAGAAAUAAGAAUCCACCACGACUUGUUGAAAACAUGCGGUAGACCAUCUUAAGCCUUCUCUUGAGCAGGGCUCCGCCUGUGCGGUCACUUGUAACACGUCUAUCUCCUAGAAACGGGAGAGCACCCAAGAGACUUCCUGGUUGUGGCGAUGAUGUCACAGUGCUCAACAACAUUCUCAGUCUCAAGGAUUUGUAUACGGUAGUUCUCACCAAACAUAAACUGUCUGAGAUGAUUACCUUCUCAGUAACAUUCCAGAAAUCAUUGACGAGGUGGGAAACAAAAAAGCCUUUGGCUGCUUCACAGGUGCUUAAUUCACAAAGCAAAUAUUCCUCAGUCUUUCCUCUGAAUAAGUAUUAGAGUUUAGAGGACUUGUGAGAUUACUGACGCCUACGGCGAUGUGUUAAUGUAACAUUGAGCUCCCUUGGCUACAGUAAAUAUGACAUUUCAUAGAUGCUUGUCCGUUUGGACACUGUUGGCUUUUCAAUUCAGAAUCCUGACACAAUGUACCGUGUAAUGUGAUUUGGGUUGAGCAAGAUUAGGUUGGAAGAGAAUUGGGCUGUCUGAGCUCACUCUUAGCAACUCUGUCCUUAUGUCGUUGUUUUCGGUUUCUCUCUCUUAUUCAUUUGCCUUAUAUUGAUGGGCAACGUUUAUUCAAUGCAUGUAUUGCCAGUGGACAAACCCCUGGCCUUGAUUAUAAAACUUUUGGGUCCUUUGGACAGUGUCACUUCAAGUUAAAGGAUGAUCAGGUCGUACCAGACCUGGGUUCAAAUACUAUUUGAAAUCAAUACUUCCUUGAGCUUGUCUGGAACAAUUGAACCAAUAGCUUAGUUGCAAGAGUUCAAACCCAGACCAUCUGGGUUUGAACUCUUCGAGACAGACUAAAGCAAACACUACAGUAUUUCAAAGAUUUCAAAUAGUAUUUGAACCCAGAUGUGGUUGACACCACUGUACCAUUUACCAGUCAUGUUAAGUAAUCUGAAAAUUGAUAUCGUCUAUAAAAGUUGGGCAGCGUUGUGAAUAACAUGGAUAUAACAUGGAAUUUUGUGGACCAAAAAUUGUGUAGCGAUGUGCAAAAUUACCCGUAAAUUGAAUGUGCCUAUACACAUUACUUUCUAAAUAUGAGGUAAAACACUAUUUAAUGUGAGACAGUAAUGUGUUUGAAUUGAAGUGAUAUGUAAUGUUUUUGUAGUCUUUUUUACACACACACACACACACACACAAACACACACACACACACACACACACACACACACACACACACACACACACACACACACACACACACACACACACACACACACACACACACACACACACACACACACACACACACACACACAAAAUGUAAAGAAUUUGAAAACACACCCCGAAUUGUUUUUCAAAUUGAUGAAUACUAAUGAAAUUGAUCUUACCAUUUUUUGGUCUCUUUUUGUUAGAAUUCAUGUUUCCCGUUUUCUAUCGAAACAAUACUUUUUAGGCUUGAUGUACUUUUCACAUGGAAGUUUGCUGCUUUAAUUUAGUAAAUCAAUGUUUCUGUCAGCAUGACACUGGUGUGUGUAAUACAGUACUAGUUGUUUGGGCACAAUGUCAUUGGUGACUAAAGAUUGUGCAGUACAUAAAUAUUAUAGUUCAAGGGCUCCAGCUAUUCUUACUAUUCUGAUGAAACAGUUGAUAAUAAAAAUGUACACAUUAACCA
This is a messenger RNA of Oncorhynchus mykiss (rainbow trout), 3823 nucleotides long. Its product is annotated as macoilin. Gene Ontology annotation, cellular component: rough endoplasmic reticulum membrane. The record is from RefSeq and is a predicted model, not a curated record. Lineage: Eukaryota; Metazoa; Chordata; Actinopteri; Salmoniformes; Salmonidae. Gene Ontology annotation, biological process: neuronal signal transduction.